AUGGCUACAGAUACAUACAUGCCAUCUUUAGAGGGAUCUCUGCUUAAUGAUCCGAUAGAUAAGUCCUCAUUAACGGAACAAGAAGCUAUGCGAACUGAGGUAGACCCCAUGACUCUAGUCUAUCAAGACUGUCUCUUUGAGAAAAAAGCACUCUGCCCCAUAGAUACUAAGAACUGGUUCCUAUCAGAUGGAAUUACCCCUUUACCAUAUAGUCAUUGGCGCAAUAUGAUUUAUAAGAAUAUGGUUAAAGAUGGUAUCCUCUAUGAAGAGGCUGAAAAAAGAGCUAUGAGGGCCAAACUCCCAGAGAAAUAUCAAAAUGAAAAUUCGGAAAAAGAAAAGAUAUACACUAUUGUGAAUAUCAAAGAGUCUAUUAUUGCGCUGGAACGUGAUAUAACUAAAAUACAUCAAAAUCUUAAAACAAUUGCCCGAGAAAUCUACUAUCUAUUUAAUGCUAUGGCACCCAAAGAUUUCGAAAAAAUGUUAAGAAGUGAUAUAGAUAAAAUGUACAACUCUAUUUCUCAUAUUCAUUCGGGAAAAGAAAUACAAUCCAGUGAUAAUUAA
Molecule: messenger RNA, 561 nt
Organism: Rhizophagus irregularis DAOM 181602=DAOM 197198
Lineage: Eukaryota; Fungi; Glomeromycota; Glomeromycetes; Glomerales; Glomeraceae
Source: RefSeq, a predicted model, not a curated record